Messenger RNA from Heterobasidion irregulare TC 32-1, 519 nucleotides. Its product is annotated as copper transporter. Gene Ontology annotation, biological process: intracellular copper ion homeostasis; copper ion transmembrane transport. The transcript has 3 exons. Gene Ontology annotation, cellular component: plasma membrane. Gene Ontology annotation, molecular function: copper ion transmembrane transporter activity. The record is from RefSeq and is a predicted model, not a curated record. The coding region runs from base 1 to 519 and encodes 172 amino acids. Lineage: Eukaryota; Fungi; Basidiomycota; Agaricomycetes; Russulales; Bondarzewiaceae.
AUGGACAUGAGCAUGGACGGAGGCAUGUCUCUAUCGAUGGGAAACAUGAUCAUGUAUCUGCAUUUCACUCCGGGCGACAACUUGUGGUUUCUCGGUUGGGUAGCUAGUAGUCCGGGAGCGAUGGUGGGGGCGUGCAUCGGCUUGUUCAUGCUUGGGAUGGUGGAUCGCUGGUUAGGGGCGAUGCGCGCUGUCAUGGAGAUGCACUGGCAUGCUAGGGCUCAGAUCGCGUUGUCCAACAAGCUCAACUCACAUGCGCUGCCCACCUCUCGCGAAGGCGGGCUGCAGAAGGGCCCGUCCCCCCUUCGCAACUUCGUGUCCCACCGCGCCGCGCUCCCUUUCAUCCCAGCGCACGACAUCUCGAGGGGAAUCGUACAUGUCACUCAGACGCUUCUGUCCUUCCUGUUCAUGUUAGCAGUAAUGACCUUCCAAGUCGGGUUUAUACUGUCCAUCGUAGUCGGCCUAGGGGUUGGAGAGACGCUGUUCGGGCGGUACUCGCACCACGCCGCCCAUCUCCACUAG